Cariama cristata (Red-legged seriema) is the source of this 1934-nucleotide messenger RNA. RefSeq names its product mucosa-associated lymphoid tissue lymphoma translocation protein 1-like. The record is from RefSeq and is a predicted model, not a curated record. Gene Ontology annotation, molecular function: cysteine-type endopeptidase activity. The transcript is spliced from 13 exons. Gene Ontology annotation, biological process: proteolysis. The annotation marks the transcript as partial. NCBI's taxonomy places the organism in Eukaryota, Metazoa, Chordata, Aves, Cariamiformes, Cariamidae.
CCAUUGUGAUCACCGAGCAGCCGGUCUCUGUCUCCGUCCCCGUGGGAUACUCCUUCACCCUGCGGUGCAGAGCCGAGGGACGCACAUCACUGCGGUACCAGUGGUUUUGUCAGCACCAGUCUGUUUGCCGCCAGAUUCCUGGUGCCACCAAGCAAGACUUGCCCGUCACUGCACAGCAGACCCAACUCUACACCUGCAGAAUCAAUGACCUGUAUAAAAAUGCCGUCUUCUCCGACUGGGUGAAGGUGGAGGUCCAUCAGUGUGUCGCCAGAGGACUGCCCCCUCGGCUCUGGCAAGGAGAACCCGUCAUCGUACUCAACCCCACUGAGCAGACAGUGGAGGUGGGGAAGCCACUACAGCUGCGGUGUGCUGCCAUGGGGGUCCCAGCCCCCACCUACCAGUGGUACCGGAAUGGGAACCUGCUGGAACACCAGAAGAAGAAAAACCUCUGGAUCACCCAUGCAAAGGUCAGUGACUCCGGCACGUACCUCUGCUGUGCCUCCAAUAGCCAUGGAGAGCACUGGACCAACGCUGUGGAUAUUCACAUAGGUACAUGUUGCUCUGAAAAGUUCUUUGCUACAGGCAAGAUAGCACUUUUAGUGGGCAACAACUGCUACCAGCAUCAUCCCAACCUCAUGGCUCCCAUCAGGGAUGUGUUUGAGCUGAGUCUUCUUCUGGAGCAGCUGGGCUUCCAGGUUGUCUCCCUUCUGGAUCUGAACAAGGCUGAGAUGGUGACAGCGGUCAGUCAGUUCCUGCAGCUCCUGGGGAAGGGAGUCUACGCUAUAUUCUACUAUGCCGGGCACGGGUAUGAACAUUCGGGGAGGAACUACAUGGUCCCCGUUGACGCUCCGCAACCCUAUGCCCCUGAGAACUGCAUCAGUGUGCAGAGGAUCCUCCAGAAGAUGCAGCAGCAGCAGACGGCCCUGAACCUCAUCCUGCUGGACACCUGCAGGAAAUGGUACAACCCAGAGUGUGCCCUCUCCCAGGUACAGCCGCUGGAGCCCUGGGGCAAUACCGUUUAUGGCUACGCCACGAGCGAAGAUGCAGAAGCCUAUGAGUUGCAGGAUGGGGAGUUCAGCUCCGGGAUCUUCAUGAAAUACCUGAAGAAACAUAUUCUGCAAGAGAAGAAGGUUACACACAUGCUGGAGGAUGUGUUAGAAGACAUCGGCCGGGAUCCCUUAAUCACUGGAAAGCAGGUGAUGGAAAUCAAACACACUCUGAAGGAAGCCAGGUCCCUGACGGACCCAGUCUGUCCCUCGGGAGCAGCUGCUGAGCGCUGGGGACACGGCCACGAGCCACCAAGCAAAAUGGUGACCUUCCCCUGCGGGGCUCGGGUGGAGCUCUGCUUCCACUGGCUCUUCUCCAAUGUGAUGUAUGUGUGUGCCAAGCUGCAGCCCCCCCCGGCCCACGUCGCUGAUGCCCGCCUCCUGCUCUGCCAGCCCACCGAGAUGGAUGAUGUGGCCAUCCUGAAAGAGAGCCGCCUGGACCAAGUGGAGUCUCUGCUUGCCUCUGUGUACAAGCAGGAGGAGCUGGACUGCGUCUUCCAGCUCUGUGGUCUACAGAAAAUUCAGACAGACAUGGUCCUGCAGUUGGAUUUGCAUUACACCCAGCUGAGCACAAAGCAGAGGACUUGUGAAAGCCUGCAAACAACCCUCCAGAAAUCUCUGCUGGGGCAGUUUUUCAGCCAGAGGAAUUUCUCCCAGCCAAACUACCAGAGAACUCCUGCCGGUGCAGGCAGCAUGUUCCUCCAGGAUGCGUUGGCGCUGAGCACGGACCCAAAGGGGCAAGCAUCUCUGAGGACAGGUUCUGGCCACAGUUUGCCCAGCAGCAACCCCUCCAACUCCAGCAGCGAGCCAGAGGAGAAUGAUGAGAGUGACCUGAGCGAGCUCUGUUCGGCACUGCUCCGGGCUGGCCCAGGGCAGGACUACCCCUGA